AUGACCAGAGAAAUUGAAACCUCUGAGAUGAGUUGUCUCUUUGAAGAAGCAGUCAAAAUGGAGACGAUAAAGUUUCAACACUUCGUGUCCAUUUAUGGGGUAUGCAAGCAGCCCCUGGGUAUUGUGAUAGAGUUCAUGGCCCUGGAGAAGACACUACCUACCCACAACCUCAGCGGCUUGUUCUGCAUCAUCCACAAGACCAGCUUGGCCAUGAAGUUCCUCCACAGCUUUAAGCCAUCCCUGCUCCACCUGGACCUCAAGCCAAACAACAUCCUACUGGACAGCAACAUGCAUGUCAAGAUUUCAGAUUUUGGCCUAACCAAGUGAAUGGAGCAGUCAAUCCACAUACAGCACACUGAGAAAUCAGCUCUGAGGGGCACGCUCAGCUACAUUCCUCUUGAAAAGUUCCUGGAGAAUAGCAAGGCUCCAGGGCCUGAAUAUGAUAUACACAGUUUGGGAUUGUCAUUCUGGGAGAUUCUCAUGCAAAAUAAACCAUAUACAGGGCUCAAUGUGAUGAGCAUCAUUAUCUGGGUAGCUGCAGGCAUGAGGGCCCCCCACCCCUUGCAGCCUGUUUCUGCCGAAUGGCCAGAGGAGGCCCAUCAGAUGGUGGACCUGAUGAAACGCUGCUGGGACCAAGACCCCAAGAAAAGACCAUGUCUAAAUGUGACCCUGGAGACAGACAUGGUGCUGUCCCUACUCCAGAGUUCUAUGUCAUGGGACCCUGAGUGUGAAGCCCUAGUCCAGAAGGUGUUUUGCAAGCCAUCACUAAGCCAGCCCCACAAGGUCAGAAGGGAAGUCAGCCAGGAGCUUACACACAGUGGCUCAGGUGAAUCCUUGAAGUGGAUCCUUCAACUCUCUGAUGGCAAGAGCUUGGCCCCAAGUGAUGAAGAACUACAUGUCUAUGAGCACAAGAUGCCUCCCCUCUACUUCCUAGUGGCCCAGGGCAGUUUGGAGCAAAUGAAGCUGCUUCUGUCCCAUAAAGUUGAUGUGGACUGCCAGACGGCAUCUGGCUAUACACCACCCCUCAUUGCCACUCACGACCAGCAGCCUGACCUCGGUGCCCUGCGCCUGGCACACAGUGCUAGUGCCAACUUGAUAGAUGAGGAUGGCUGGGCCCCACUGCAUUUUGAAGCCCAAAAUAGGGAUAACCAUAUUAUUCAUCUGCUCCUGAACCAUUGGGCUCUGGUGGAUGCCCAGGAGUAUAAGAGCUGGACCCCAAUCCACCUCGCUGCACAGAAUAACUUUGAGAAUGUGGCACAGCUUCUGGUCUCCUGACAGGCAGGUUUCAACCCAAAGGAGGCUGAGGGUAAGACGGCCCUCCAUGUGGCUGCCUGCUUUGGCUAUAUUGAUCUGGUCAAGCUGCUGAUAAGACAUGGGGCUGAGCUGGAUGCUCAGCAGAGAAACCUGAGGACACCCCUGCACUUGGCAGUGGUGAGGGGGAAAGUGAAAGCCAUCUAACACCUGCUAAAAGGUGGGGAAUUCCCUGAUGCCCUUGACUAUGGUGGUUACAGCUCAUUGCACAUGACUGUAGCCAAGGGUAAGCAACUUAUCUUCAAGAUGCUUCUCAGAUAUGCCAGUCUGGAGCUACCCACACAACAGGAAGGGACACCCGUAAGCCUAGCAACUUACAAGGGUCACAUGGAGAUGCUUGUCAAGAGCCAUGCAGACCUAGAUGCUCUUGGAAGUAUGCACAGGAUUCCCCUGCACAUGACUGCCUUCCAUGGGGAGGAGGUGGUGGUGUCGCUGCUUCAGGGUGGGGCCAACCCCAAUGCUGCUGAUCAGUCUGGCUGGACUCCUCUCCACAUGGCAGGGCAGAAGGGGGCCUUCCUGGGCACCAUACACCUUCUGGAACAUGGUGCUGAUGUCCACACUUGCAAUAAGGUGGAUUGGACAACUGCCCACCUGGCUGCUCUCAAGAACAACAUAGCCAUCCUUCAAUUUCUGGUCAAAGCCGGUACCCAACUGGACAUCAAGGAUGGAGUUGGCUGCACACCUCUGCAGAUGACCCUCUGCAGCCAAAAACAGGGCAUAGUGACCUUCCUGGAGGGCAAGGAGCCUUCACUAGCUGUUCUGGGAGUUUCUAAGCCUGGAUCUUAG
Molecule: messenger RNA, 2097 nt
Organism: Chionomys nivalis (European snow vole)
Lineage: Eukaryota; Metazoa; Chordata; Mammalia; Rodentia; Cricetidae
Gene: Ankk1
Product: ankyrin repeat and kinase domain containing 1
Biological process (GO): protein phosphorylation
Molecular function (GO): protein kinase activity; ATP binding; protein binding
Source: RefSeq, a predicted model, not a curated record